Cricetulus griseus (Chinese hamster) is the source of this 2518-nucleotide messenger RNA. The record is from RefSeq and is a predicted model, not a curated record. NCBI's taxonomy places the organism in Eukaryota, Metazoa, Chordata, Mammalia, Rodentia, Cricetidae.
UUGGCGGCCCAGACGAUAUUACCAAGAAAACCAGAUGGCAUCUGGAGAUUUCUGCGCACCUGGAGAAGGGGUAGAGAUACUACAGCAAGUGUGUGACAAGCAGUUUCCUCCUUGUGCCCUGACUGAAGAGGACCUGAUCCAGAACCCGCAUUUCAGCAAGCUGUUGCUUAGUCUCUCACAGCAUCUGGAUGAAAGUGGCUUAAGCCUCACCCUGGCAAAAGAGCAGGCUCAGGCAUGGAAUGAAGUUCGGCUGCAUAAGACAGCAUGGCUGAGGUACGAAAUCUUACAGAGAGUCAUCCAAGAGCUGCUUGUGGACUACUAUGUGAAGGCACAAGACACAAAUCUAACAUCGGAAGACAAAAAGUUUCAUGAGACCCUUGAACAGCGGCUACUUGUAACUGAACUGACACAACUUUCAAGUCCUGGCCAGGAGAUGGAGAUGCCCUCACUGCUAGGACUUAAGAAGGCCGACCUUCUGGAGCUGAUGCCACCUUCACAGGACUUUGUGUGGAUGAGAGCUCGGCUCCAGCUGGAGGUGGAGGAGCAGCUCAAGAGGAAGUGCUUCACUCUGCUGUGCUACCAUGACCCCAGUUCAGACACUGACGGGGAAACGCUGAAAGCUGCAAAGGUGUGGAGACUAUCGGAGGUCUUGGUGCGAGAGAAGCAGCAGUGUCUGGAGGCCAAGGGCCAGCACAAGGAGCAGCUGGUGCUGCUGGAGAAGAGGAGAGCCACCUACUUCCAGGUGCUCCUCCGCUGCCUCACCUUGCUGCAAAGACUUCUUCAGGAACACCGGCUGAAGACUCAGUCUGAGCUGGACCGCAUCAAUGCCCAGUACCUGGAAAUCAAGUGCAGUGCUAUGAUCCUCAAGAUGAGGAUGGAGGAGCUGAAGAUUUUGUCUGACACGUACAGUGCUGAGAAAGUGGAAGUACACCGUCUCAUUAGGGACCGUUUGGAGGGAGCCAUUCGCCUACAAGAGCAGGACAUGGAGAAGUCAAGACUGGUCCUGAAAAACUAUGAGGUCCUUGGAGAAGACUUUGAGAACCUAGUGAAGGAAUACACCCAGCUCAAACUGGCAGCUGAGAACAAGCGUUGGGCUCUCCAGGAGUUUAGCAAGGCCUAGCCACUAAGUUGAGUGUGGGCAGAGCCAGGAAGCAUGGAUUCUAUAUGGCUACCUUCUCUCCCUGCUCAACAGACUACCUCCACUGUAAGGGAUAUGGGUACAUGUGUUUAAAACACUGCAGUGAUGAUGACAGCCUCCUGGUUUCCUUGUUUACAAUGACUGGUUCUUGUCUGGAAAAUGUAGCUAUCAGAUUUAUAAUAUUUCAUGCAUAUCUGCUUGCAUCAGCCCUGUGUAAUAUUUUCUGAAUAAAGUAGUAAUAUUAUGUCUUAGGAUUUUAGUCAUUUUCCUUGGGCAAUGAUGAAAAAAGAACACUGAAGUGUGUUUGAGUAAGAAUGGCCCCCAUGGGCCAAUAUAUUUGAGUGUUUAGUCACCAGGGAGUGAACUCUGAUAGGAUUAGAAGGAUUAGGAGGUGUGGCCUUGGAGGAAGUUGUCACAGGGGGUUGGCUUGAAGCUUUAAAGCCCAUGCCAGGUCCAGGUUCUUUCUCUGCUUGUGGAUCAGGACAUGUCUCUCAGCUACUGCUCUAGCACCAUGCUUGCCACCAUGAUGUUAGUGGACCAACCCCCAAUUAAAUGCUUUCUUUUAUAAGAGUUACUGUGGUUGUGGUGGCUUCACAGCAAUAGGACAGUGAUCAGGACAGUAGGUAAGGCAGAAAAACUCAGUUGUUCCAAAGAUAGACCUGAACUUCAGUGCUCUCCAAAUAAUGGAAGGUAAAUGUGCCAGACGGCCCUGGAGUCCUAGAGGCUCCAUCCAGGAGAGAGAAAGUGGAUUAAAUCUGGACCUGUCUACACUCUCCAGAGGAGCUGCAGGUGCUCAGGAAGAUUGGAAACUAUUUUGUCACUGUGGCUGGCAGUGGGGCAGUUACAAUGAAGCAGCCAGAUGCAAAUGUUGGCUCUGCAUGAAGCCAUUUCUGUCCCAAACUAAUUGGAGAAAGUUUUAUCCAUAGAAAAAUUAAAGCUAGCUGGUUGGUGGUGGUGUACACCUUUAAUUCCAGCUCUUGGGAGACAGAGGCAGGUGGAUCUCUGUGAGUUCAAGACCAGCCUGGUCUACAGUGAGUUCCAGGACAGCCAAGCCACACACACACACACACACACACACACACACACACACCUGUCUCAAAACAAAACAAAAAAACUAUUCUUAUUUUCUUACGUUUAUGCCUGUUUUGCCUGCAUAUGUGUUUGUGUAUCAUGUACAUACCUGAUGCUGGCAGAGGCCAGAAGUCUGUCUGAUCCCCUGAAACUGGACUUAUAGACAGCUGUGAGUUGCCAUAUGGGUGCUGGAAAUUGAACCCAGGUCCUCUGGAAGAACAGCCAGUGUUCUUCCACUGAGGCAUCUCUUCAGCCCCCUUUUUCCCUUUGCUGUCUCUUUAAUAAACAAUAAACACCUUUAUUAUGUGA